This is a messenger RNA of Dromiciops gliroides (monito del monte), 1954 nucleotides long. RefSeq names its product cholesterol side-chain cleavage enzyme, mitochondrial. Gene Ontology annotation, cellular component: mitochondrial inner membrane. The transcript is spliced from 9 exons. Gene Ontology annotation, biological process: cholesterol metabolic process; cellular response to peptide hormone stimulus; cortisol metabolic process. NCBI's taxonomy places the organism in Eukaryota, Metazoa, Chordata, Mammalia, Microbiotheria, Microbiotheriidae. The record is from RefSeq and is a predicted model, not a curated record. The coding region runs from base 1 to 1572 and encodes 523 amino acids. Gene Ontology annotation, molecular function: iron ion binding; monooxygenase activity; heme binding.
AUGUUAGCCAGGGGAGUCUCACAACAUUCAGUCCUGGCCAAGAGCCGUCGUUGCCUCCUUGGCUCAGCAAGAGAAGAUGUUUGGACAUCUCAUUUACGGAGAGUGCAGCUGCCAGCCAGAGAUGGUGACCCAAGUGCCUUCCCUCUCCGGGUGAAGAGACCCCGGCCCUUCCAUGAGAUUCCCUUACAGGGGACCAAUGGUUGGUUCAAUCUGUUCCACUUCUGGAUGAAUAAAGGCAUGCAGAACUUGCAUAUGCGGUCCAUGAAGGGCUUCCAAGAGUUAGGCCCAAUUUACCGGGAGAAACUCGGCAAUUCAGAGUCUGUUUUUAUCAUCAACCCUGACGAUGCUUCCCGCCUCUUUAAAGCAGAGGGACCCUACCCAGAAAGAUAUAACAUUCCACCAUGGAUGGCUUAUCACAUCUACAUGAAAAAACCUCUUGGAGUCCUGCUUAAGAGCUCUGAAAGCUGGAAGAAAGACCGGACUUUGCUGAACCAUUUUGUGCUGGCUUUGGACACAGUGAACAAUUUUGAGCCCCUUCUCACCCCCAUUUCAGAGGACUUUGUAGCGAACAUUUAUAAGGGGAUUGAGAGGAGCAACCAAGGAAAGUUCACUGUGGAUCUCAGUCAGGACCUGUUUCGAUUUGCUUUUGAGUCUAUCUGCAACCUUCUCUUUGGGGAGAGGCUGGGACUCCUGGAAGAGUUAGUGGACCCUGAAGCCCAGAAGUUCAUUGAUGCUGUGUCUACAAUGUUUGAAACUAGUGUUCCAAUGCUGAAUAUCCCUCCAGAACUGUUCCGUAUGGUCAAGGCCAAGGCCUGGAGGGACCACGUGGCCUCAUGGGAUCUGAUUUUUGAUCGAGCUGAAGGUUAUAUACGGAACUUCUACCAGGAUCAGAAGAGGUCAAAAGUCCCUGAAGGUUAUCCAGGUGUUCUCUACUCUAUUCUAAGCAAGAAUGCCAUGAGUUUUGAAGAUGUCAAAGCCAAUAUUACAGAAAUGAUGGCAGGAGGGGUGGACACGACAUCAAUGACCUUGCAGUGGUACAUGUUUGAAGUGGCUCGGAACCUAAAUGUACAAGAGAUGCUUCGGUCUGAAGUCCUGGCUGCCCGGAGAGAUGCCCAAGGAGAUAUGAACAAGAUGCUCAGAUCUGUUCCACUUCUCAAAGCUGCAAUCAAGGAGACUCUGAGGCUACACCCCAUUGCAAUGACCAUACAAAGGUAUCUUCCAUCGGAUUUAGUUCUCCAGGAUUACAUGAUUCCUGCCAAAACACUGGUCCAGGUGGCCAUCUUUGCCAUGGGAAAGGACCCUAACUUUUUUCCCAACCCAGACAAGUUUGACCCCAGAAGAUGGCUACAGAAUGAUACCCACUUCCGGGCUCUGAGCUUUGGCUUUGGCCCUCGGCAGUGCAUUGGACGGAGAAUCGCCGAGUUGGAGAUGACUCUCUUAAUGAUACAUAUUCUGGAAAACUUCAGGAUCGAAAUCCACAAGCUUUCAGAUGUGGGGACCAUCUUUAAUCUCAUCCUGAUGCCUGACCAGCCCAUCGUGUUCACCUUCCGGCCCUUAAAGCCCCAGCUGUAACACAGAGAGAUAGGACUCCUGUGUAUUUGUUACACAGAGAGGCUGGGAUUGACAGGGGAGGCAGAUCCAGGCGGAGACAUGACAGACCCAAGUAUAUAAUGUGAUUGUUUGAUUUUGGGCCAGGGAAAUUGUUUGCCUCUUUAUCUAGGACACAGCUUUUUAAGCUGGAGUCUUUGAAUUUCUAAAAAUAAAUUUGAAGAACUAUAUUUUAGCAUAAUUAGUUUCCUUUUGUAAUCCUGUUCAUUUUAUGAAAUUAAAAAUAUGAUUCGGAGGAGUCUAAAGGUUUUAUGAAAUUGCCAAAGGGGUUCCUUGACACAAAAAAAAGCUAAGGACCCUUGGGGUCAGUGAAUUUGUCCACUCCUAUGCCAUAUAUUGCCCUAGA